Molecule: messenger RNA, 996 nt
Organism: Trifolium pratense (red clover)
Lineage: Eukaryota; Viridiplantae; Streptophyta; Magnoliopsida; Fabales; Fabaceae
Product: flavonol synthase/flavanone 3-hydroxylase-like
Exons: 3
Coding region: 1-996 (331 amino acids)
Source: RefSeq, a predicted model, not a curated record
AUGGAAAUCAAAAGAGUACAAACAUUAGCUUUUAACCAAUUGAAGGAGCUUCCACCACAAUUCAUUCGCUCAGAGAAUGAAAGGCCAGAGAAUACUAAGGCCUUGGAGGGUGUUAAUGUUCCUAUAAUCUCAUUGUCUCAACCACAUAAUCUUUUAGUGAAAAAUAUCACUGAAGCUGCCUCUAAGUGGGGUUUCUUUGUUAUCAUUGACCAUGAUAUAUCUCCAAAACUUAUUCAAAGUUUGCAAGGUGUUGGCAAUGAGUUCUUUUCUCUUCCUCAAAAGGAAAAAGAGGCAUAUGCAAAUGACCCAUCUAGUGGUAAAUUUGAGGGCUAUGGAACUAAGAUGACUAAGAAUUUAGAAGAAAAGGUUGAGUGGUUGGAUUAUUAUUUUCACCUUAUGUCUCCCUCUUCAAAGGUGAAUUAUGAGAUGUGGCCUAAAAGUCCUCAUUCGUACAGGGAAGUAGUACAAGAAUACAAUAAAGAGAUUUUAAGGGUGACAAGCAAUAUUUUGGAGCUUUUGUCUGAAGGGCUAGAAUUGGAGAACAAGACUUUGAAGUCUUCUUUGGGAGGUGAAGAAAUAGAGUUAGAAAUGAAGAUAAAUAUGUAUCCACCAUGUCCACAACCUGAAUUGGCAUUAGGGGUUGAGGCCCACACUGAUAUGUCUGCCCUUACCUUACUUGUUUCAAAUGAUGUUCCUGGCCUCCAAGUUUGGAAGGAAGAUAACUGGGUUGCAGUAAAUUACUUGCAAAAUGCACUCUUUGUGCACAUUGGUGACCAACUUGAGGUGUUGAGCAAUGGGAGGUACAAGAGUGUCUUGCAUAGAAGCUUGGUGAACAAGGAACGCAAGCGCAUGUCGUGGGCUGUAUUUGUUACUCCUCCACAUGAGGUGGUGGUUGGACCUCUUCCUCAGCUCGUCAACGACCAAAAUCCACCCAAAUUUUCAACAAAAACAUAUGCUGAGUAUCGCUAUGGCAAAUUCAACAAGAUUCCCCAAUAG